AUGUCAAUUGGUAGGCUGGCUGCCUCUGCUGUGUCCGGAACUCUUGAGACUACAAUAGCUCUUGCCGCGGCAAACUUUGAUUUCUCUCUGAUUAAAAUUGAGGCACCAAAGGAAUAUAAAGAUCUCGGAUUAUCUUUAUCCAGCAAGCGCAGUGCCGAAGCUGAGGAAGGUCAAAUUCAUGUGACUGCCAGGAAACUUGGAGCUCUCUUUGCAGAUGCAAUUCCAGUGACUCCAAAGCUGUAUCAGUCAUAUGGAUUGAGGGCUAGCGAGAUCGCAAAGGUGGAGAUUCACAAUCCAAAAGGCACACAGCGCGAUGGAAUGUUUGCUGACCACCUCGGGGCAGACGGGACCAGCAUCUGGGCUGCAGCAACGUCUGGGAACCCAGCAAUCGCAGUUCACUUACUUGCCUGUAUGUUGGCCCGUAUGUGGACACAUGCAGAGGCAGUCUCCAUAUGGGUUGAAUUUGUAGAGGAACGAAAACGCGUGCUUGGCAGCCCAGACUCACUGGGAGUACUCAGUGUUCUUGCCCUGCAAAACUCUCGUGUGCGUCUUUCAAGGUCUCAGAUCGCCGCGUGGGAUGCCAGCGCCCGUGCAUGGUUGCAAACUGCCGACGAAGUCAAGAAGCUACAGCAGACUCAGUUGAUGUUGAUAUUAAACAACAUUGGCACUUCUGUCAAUGCCAAACCUUUCCUCUACGAUAGUGUGCUCCAAGCUUGGACUACCUCGUUGAUUGCAAUGGAAAACCUUUUGAAAGGUUCAAAUCAGAGCGUCGAAAGUGGCGCAUCACUUCUCGGCCUAGCUUCCUGGCACUUAUAUCCCGAUAUGCUCGUGCUAGGGAAAUCCAGCACAAAGGUGGCCCAGAAAGAUGCUCUCAUACCACAAGGCACUUUAAUUACCAUUGGUCUUCAAAAUCGAGACCUUCAAAAGCGUGGGGUGUUCUGGUCACUUCCCCUCGCGUACUUGCGUUUUUACGGAGACCCGGUCCGAGUGACUCGCCAUGUCAGCCACGAAACAUCUCGAGUGUCAAUCGAACAGCUGAUUCUUGUAGGCCUUGGUGCAUUGAUAGGGCCGUGGAUCACUCAGACGUCCAUGUCCGAAGUCGCGAUCAAGUUGAUCGUCCUUCUAAAGCAGUCUUCAUUGAACGCCAAUUCCAGCGACACACGUUCCUGGCUCUGGCUCCUGGGUGAACAAGCAGAAAAGCUUCUUCAGACCAAGAAGGAACAAUGUACCGAACAAUGGCAACUCGUGACGGCGGGAAUAAGAAGAUACACCGAGUUUCUUCCCCGGCCAUCUCAACGUGUCUUUGGGCUAUUGCGUCCUGCGAACUUGCUAAAAGCAAUGGUCCUGGAACAGCGGAUAGCCUUCUUGAGGCAUAUCUGUCAGAAAAGAUACCCUAAGGAUUCUCAAAGAAUGAUAAUUCAGUACUUGCACAAGCUACCUCUUGGUCCGGCUCAGUACGAAUAUGCCUCAGUCACUCCAAUUUUGCCGUCUCUGAAACCGCCAAAGCGGAAAUUGGACGGCUCCGUGAGGGCAUCUGAUCCCUGUCAUUUAAGAUGGAUUCAGAGCUCGGGAUCAACCACUGAGCCGUCAGGUAUAGAUCAAAGACAAAAGCAGAUAGAGGAACUGGGUGAGAGAAUUAUCCUUGUUCCGCGAGACACCUUUUUACCAUCUCUGGAAUCGAGACCUGGAAUGACGUGGGUAGAUGCCCCAAAUAUCAUUUUUCAAGUGUUCGAUGAGCAUGUACUACCAAAAGGAGGAAGGAAUCCUACGAUUGGCUUUGAGAUGCUAUUUGGGCAUCCACAGCUUGGUGCAGUUUUCGCGGCGACGAAUGAUAGCCCUCUGACUCGGCUAGAGAAACGUUUCUCAUUGGAUGACGUAACGGAUGCAUUUUCGUAUAAGUUAAUAUCCCCACCAUGUCUGAUUCAAUAUUUUGAAGAACGGGAGAACUGGGAUGCAGACAUGUUGAAUGUGUCUGCUGGUUUGGACGUCCUUUCGAUAGUGGCACUCAUCUACAACAAGCUCAAUGGAGCUAGGAUAUCGCUCCAAAUCGCAAAAGAGAGUAUUCUUGGUUGGAAAUGGUCAAGGGCCAUCGCUGAACAGUUCGACUACAACCAACAUGGUUUUAAUUUUCGAUGGGUAAAUAACUGCUCCACAGAAGUUUCAUUCGCCUGCAUCCUCGCCUGCGAAUCUGGAUCUGUGGAUUUACCACCGAAAUCACUUGAAAAGGUGAUGGCGAUUUCAAGUGGUAAUUCCCUUUAUGUGGCCGAGAAGCUUCUCCUGGAUCCCUGCGAAGAACCAGGUGAGGUCGCUAUUGAAAGGAUUGUGGGAAAUUUGGGCCGACCUGGCAUCAUUCUGAUGAUCCCUCCCGAUCAGCCUCGGGUACGUAAGCUAGAAGAAGGAACUUGGCACCUGAUAAACCACACAGAGUUUGACGGUACCCCCGACGAUCUGUUCCAACAGUUAACUCUGCAUCUCUCCAUAUCAGAGUGGCAGCAAGCGGUCGACGUCAGCGCAGUCGGAAGUCGGGAUGCUGAAGUUUGCUUCGUCAAUGGUUUCGUGGCUUUACACGAUCAUGGAAAAUGGGUCGCGGACUUGGACAUCCUUGGGAUGCUCCUGAGGCAAGAAUGGACACCGCUCAAUUCUGUUCCGUGCUUUUGCGCAUCCAAGUCGAUGAAUAUACCUUCAUUUCCGUGGUCGCUGUCGUGCAUCGACAAAUGGGAAGAGCUGAUCGAAUGCCCUGCGAACGCAAGCAUCGUUCGAGCCCGCAAUAAUUGGCAAGCCAGACUUGCUCUGGCGGUGCUAAGUGUUCAACUGGGUCACAAAACUUACAUUGUCUCACCUGACCAUUGCUGGAAAUGUUGCAUCGAUGCCGUUGCUAUACUUCCACCACAUCCAUUCCAGAUUGUUGGACAGAUUCAUCGAGAAGCAUGCGAGCUCGACAUUGGAGACGAACAGAAGUCCGAGGUGUGUUCGAGCCCACGAACCCACAAUGACGAUCUAGAGGACAAAUCUUUUCCGGAGAGUAUGCAAAUGGGUGAUAAUGCUCCGGAAGACCAGGAAUCAGAUUUAGGAGGAUGGUCAACUUGCAGUUCAGUAUUGAAAUUGCCCGGCAACGUCAACUCAGAUCGCAAAAACAAAAGCCGACUCUGUGACGUAUAUAUCUGGUGA
Molecule: messenger RNA, 3168 nt
Organism: Exophiala aquamarina CBS 119918
Lineage: Eukaryota; Fungi; Ascomycota; Eurotiomycetes; Chaetothyriales; Herpotrichiellaceae
Exons: 1
Coding region: 1-3168 (1055 amino acids)
Source: RefSeq, a predicted model, not a curated record